AUGGAGACACAAUCAAAUAGGCCGCAUAGGCCGUCGAAAGAGAAGAAACAACCGAAAAAGGGCGAAAAGAACGUCAAGGCCUUCGCCGUCGCCAGACCAGGGCGACUGGCCAAGCAGGCCGUGCGGUCGAGCGACAUCAAGGAGAAGCGCCUCCAUGUGCCCCAGGUCGACCGCAUACCCGAAGAAGCGCCUCCUAUCGUCGUCGCUGUCGUCGGGGCCCCCGGCGUUGGGAAGACGACCCUCAUUAAAAGCCUGAUCCGGCGAUACGCAAAACAGACACUAUCACACCCGACCGGCCCUCUGACCGUGGUGACCUCGAAGCGACGACGUCUCACCUUCCUCGAAUGUCCCUCCGACUCCCUCGCCGCCAUGAUUGACGUCGCCAAGAUCGCCGACAUCGUCCUCCUUAUGAUCGACGGCAACUACGGGUUCGAGAUGGAGACGAUGGAGUUCCUCAACGCCCUGAGCGUCUCGGGCAUGCCGGGCAACGUCUUUGGCAUCCUCACACACCUGGACCUGUUCAAGAAGCAGAGCACGCUGCGCGCGGCGAAGAAGAGGCUAAAACACCGGUUCUGGUCCGAGCUGUACCACGGGGCAAAACUGUUCUAUCUCUCUGGCGUGAUCAACGGACGGUACCCGGACCGCGAGGUCCACAAUCUGUCGAGGUUUCUCUCCGUCAUGAAGAAUCCGAGACCCCUGAUAUGGAGGAACAGCCACCCAUACUGCCUUGCAGACAGGUUCCUGGACGUGACGCCGCCCACGGAGAUUGAAGAGAACGAGAAAUGCGACAGACAAGUGGCCCUCUACGGCUAUCUCCGAGGCACAAACUUUCCAGCGGAGGGUGCGCGGGUCCACGUCCCGGGCGUGGGAGACUUGACGGUCAGAGAAAUCGAAGCCCUGCCCGACCCCUGCCCGACACCCUUCCUCGACCAGGCCAUCGCCAAAGCGACAGGCAAGGCCCACCGAAGGAAGCUGGGCGAGAAACAAAAGGUCCUUUUCGCACCCAUGUCUGACGUGGGUGGUGUUUUGGUGGACAAAGAUGCCGUCUACAUAGACGUGAAGACGAACACUUUCGACCGGGAUGCAGAAGAUGCAGAGGAGAGGGGACUCGGUGAACAGCUCAUGAUGAGUCUACAAUCGGAGCGGAAGUUACUUGGACAGGCAGACAGAGGUGUUCGGCUUUUUCAGGGCAGUCGACAGCUCACGGCAGAUGAGGCUGCAGAAAACGACACUGGCCGAAAGACGAAAAGGGGAAUACGUGCGUUUGGUGACAAGAGUGAUUUCACCAAAGAUGUGGAAGAAGAUGAAGACGAGGGCUUUGUCAGCGGAGAGGACGAUAGCGAAAUGGAUGAAGAGACCAACGACUUCCCCGGGCAUACAGGUCGACCAGGCUUCGUCGCAGCAGAUGAGUCCGCCGAGCGUGAGGGCGAGGACGAUGUUGCUUUUGCCGAGAGCGACUCCGACAUGGGCUCCGUUUCUGGCGACGAGGAUGGUAGCGUCGAUCUCUCCGCCGAUGAGCUUGAGGGCUCUGAAGACGGUGAAGAAGACGAGGACGAGGAUGAGGACGAUGGCGGUCUACGUUGGAAAGAGAAUCUUGUUGAAAGUGCCCGAAAGUUGCACGCCAACAAGGCUGCUUUCCGAGCUGCCGACCUCUCCAGAUUAAUGUACGACCUCACACUAUCCCCCUCGCAGGUAAUCUCGAAAUGGUCAGGGCAAAACGCGGACGAGCACAUGGCCGCCGGCGAGGAUGAUGAGGACGACAACUUCUUCAAGAAAGCAAAAACUGAUCAGGAGACUACCCUCGAGGACCGACAAACGCCCAGGUACGACUAUGACGCGUUAGCUGAGAAAUGGGAAGAUGAGGAGCAAAUCCAGUCACUCAAGCCCCGCUUCACCAAAGUUUCAAAUGCCACUGGAGCCAAUGCAGAUUCAGAAAACGAAGGCGAUGACGCUGAGGUGUCUGAAGACGACGAGUCUGAUGAAGGAGACGGCGAAUUCGAAGAUCUAGAGGCAGCAGCGGACGAAGAUCCUGAAGCUACAGCCGAGCUAACCCUGGAGGAGGAGCGAGCUCAGAACGCCAAACGCAAAGAAGAACUGAAGUUACGCUUCGAGGAAGAAGACCGAGAAGGGUUUGCUAAUGCUGCAAAGAAGGAUAUCGAAGCGACAGAGCAAGAGUUUGGCGAGGAUGAAUGGUACGACGCGCAAAAAGCGAUGCUCCAGAAACAACUCGACAUCAACCGCGCAGAGUUUGAUAGCCUUGACCCCGUGUCGCGAGCUAGAGCCGAGGGAUUCAAAGCCGGCACCUAUGCGCGGAUAGUGUUGGACAAAGUGCCCUACGAAUUCGUGCGGUCGUUCAAUCCGAAACUUCCUGUCAUAAUCGGUGGACUGGCGCCGACCGAGGAUCGAUUUGGAUUUGUGCAAGUUCGCAUCAAGCGACAUCGGUGGCACAAGAAGAUUCUCAAGACGAACGAUCCGCUCAUCUUCUCGCUCGGCUGGCGGCGAUUUCAGACAUUGCCGCUGUAUUCGAUAUCUGACUCGCGGACUCGCAAUCGAAUGCUGAAAUAUACCCCGGAGCAUAUGCACUGCUUUGGCACCUUCUACGGACCACUUGUUGCCCCGAACACUGGGUUUUGCUGCGUGCAAUCUUUUUCAAACGCGAAUCCCGGGUUCAGAAUAGCGGCCACCGGAGUGGUGCUGAACGUCGAUGAGACCACCGAGAUCGUCAAGAAGCUAAAGUUAACCGGGCAUCCAUACAAGAUCUUCCGCAACACGGCCUUUAUUCGCGAUAUGUUCAACUCAUCUCUCGAGAUUGCGAAAUUUGAGGGAGCCAGCAUCCGCACUGUUUCUGGGAUUCGGGGGCAGAUCAAGCGGGCACUUAGUAAGCCGGAAGGGCAUUUUCGAGCGACGUUCGAGGACAAGAUUCUCAUGUCUGAUAUUGUCUUCUUGCGAGCAUGGUAUCCCGUCAAGCCACAUCGGUUUUACAACCCAGUCACCAAUCUCCUAGAUGCACCUCCUACAGGCAAUGCAGCUGCUGGGGAAGGACAAGGUGUCGAUGAUGGGUCCAGUGAAUGGCAGGCGAUGCGUUUGACGGGCGCCGUGCGAGCAGCAAUGGGAAUACCAACUCCACUCGUGAAGGAUUCAGCAUACCACAAGAUUGAACGACCAACUCGGCAUUUCAACCCGCUGCGGGUGCCCCGGACUCUGGCUGCGGACCUCCCAUUCAAGUCGCAAAUCACACAACAAAAGGCACGCAAAGCACCAACCUACCUCCAGAAACGAGCAGUUGUGCUGGGUGGAGAGGAGAAGAAGGCGCGUGAUCUCAUGCACAAGCUGCAGACGUUGCGGAACGAAAAGGCCGAGAAGAGGGCGAAGAAGCAGGAGGAGAGACGGGCGAUCUAUCGCAAGAAGGUUGCCGAGAACAUGGAGAAGAAGGAAGAGCGGGAGAAGAAAGAGCGAGACGAGUAUUGGCGACGAGAGGGUCGGAAGCGAAAGACGAACGAAGGGAGUGGCGGAGGAGGAAAACGAUCAAGGCGAUGA
This is a messenger RNA of Fonsecaea monophora, 3537 nucleotides long. RefSeq lists its product as hypothetical. Gene Ontology annotation, biological process: endonucleolytic cleavage of tricistronic rRNA transcript (SSU-rRNA, 5.8S rRNA, LSU-rRNA); maturation of SSU-rRNA from tricistronic rRNA transcript (SSU-rRNA, 5.8S rRNA, LSU-rRNA); ribosome biogenesis. Gene Ontology annotation, molecular function: U3 snoRNA binding; GTP binding; GTPase activity. The transcript has a single exon. Bases 1 to 3537 code for a protein of 1178 amino acids. NCBI's taxonomy places the organism in Eukaryota, Fungi, Ascomycota, Eurotiomycetes, Chaetothyriales, Herpotrichiellaceae. The record is from RefSeq and is a predicted model, not a curated record. Gene Ontology annotation, cellular component: nucleus; 90S preribosome.